This is a messenger RNA of Drosophila elegans, 729 nucleotides long. RefSeq lists its product as uncharacterized. The coding region runs from base 235 to 681 and encodes 148 amino acids. Gene Ontology annotation, biological process: SCF-dependent proteasomal ubiquitin-dependent protein catabolic process. The record is from RefSeq and is a predicted model, not a curated record. Lineage: Eukaryota; Metazoa; Arthropoda; Insecta; Diptera; Drosophilidae. The transcript has a single exon. Gene Ontology annotation, cellular component: nucleus; cytoplasm. Gene Ontology annotation, molecular function: cullin family protein binding.
AAAUUUAUUUUUUUUUUGAAACAGUGAUUAUGUUUCCUAAAAUUGUUGUUCUUCUUUUUUACUUCCUAAAAUGUUUGCCAUUCCUUAAAAGUAUAGCACUUGAGUGUUCACUCAUAAAGUUAUACUUAUAAAAUACCUUUUAAAGUCUUCAUAGAUAGCAAGCUUAGAACAUUGUACAUCAAACUCAAUCUGUAUCGUAAAUACAUAGCAAUUCCAAAAAUUCCAAAGUACAAGAUGUCGAAAAGCGGUUCAGCAUUAGAAGUCCCGAUAUUUGUAAAACUACAGAGUAGCGAUGGCGUGCUUCAUACAGUGGACAUUCGAUUGGCGCUACAAUUUGCAGCCAUUCGGGACAUUGCAAAAGUAGAGAACGGGACGUAUUCAAAUGAUGUUAUUCCUCUGGCCAGAGUCGAUUCCAAAACAAUGGAAUUUAUAAUAAAGUGGUAUACAUUUGUGCAGGAUAUCGGAGGUUGUGAACAGACUACGGGAAUGCAGGUUCUCAAAGGACUCCUUAAGAAUCAAAAUGCCGAACCUCUGUUCCUUGUGCAACUCCUUUUGGCCUCAGAUUAUCUUGGGCUGGAUAUCUUUCUGGAGGCUGGAACCAAACUCCUUGCAAAUGUCAUCAAUUCUUGUCAAAGUACCGAAGAAAUCCGCAGACGUUUCAACGUAGAAACGGAUCACUAAAAUUAAAAAAUAUAUAAAAAAUCAUAAUCAUAAAAUACUUAAAAUUUA